Cladophialophora psammophila CBS 110553 is the source of this 1275-nucleotide messenger RNA. RefSeq lists its product as uncharacterized. Gene Ontology annotation, molecular function: inositol phosphoceramide synthase activity. Gene Ontology annotation, cellular component: inositol phosphoceramide synthase complex. Gene Ontology annotation, biological process: sphingolipid biosynthetic process; inositol phosphoceramide metabolic process. Bases 1 to 1275 code for a protein of 424 amino acids. The transcript has 2 exons. The record is from RefSeq and is a predicted model, not a curated record. Lineage: Eukaryota; Fungi; Ascomycota; Eurotiomycetes; Chaetothyriales; Herpotrichiellaceae.
AUGCAGGCAUCCCUUCCGUCCUGGAAGGACGCCGAGAGGAAACAGAUCCAGAUCCAGAUACCAUGGAAAUCACUACAACUCCUUGUCCCUCACAGACUGCGGCGAAAGCUGAGAUCCAAGCUCCGCAAUCGAUCUUCGCCGGCCUCUUCUCUCGCCUCCCUCAAGACCUCGUUUUCUCCUGCCGACACUCUACGGUCACUACAAAAUCACAAAUGGUCGAUAUAUGACGGGCAAUGGCUGUUUCUGGCCGUCGUGGGCAUUUUUUCGCUGAGCAUCAUUGAGUAUCCGGGUCCAUUGGUCAAGACGGCGGUCGCCACACUCCUCCUCGCCUCGUUCAUAUUCCCCAUCACUCGACAAUUCUUCCGGCCUUUCACGCCUAUAGCCGCAUACCUCAUUUUCUUCUACGCCUGCAGAUUCAUCCCAUCUGCAUGGCGGCCCCCGAUCUGGGUCAAAGUCCUCCCCGCGCUCGAAAACAUCCUUUAUGGUGCCAAUCUUAGCAAUAUUCUCUCUGCUCACAAGAAUACUGUCCUGGAUCUCUUAGCAUGGUUCCCGUAUGGCCUCGGUCACUUUGGUGGCCCCUUCGUGGUUGCCGCCAUCAUUUUCGUCUUCGGACCACCCACGACUCUUCCAGUCUUUGGGUUCAGCUUUGGUUACUUGAAUCUGGCUGGUGUCAUCAUUCAGGUUCUUUUCCCGUGCUCCGCCCCAUGGUACGAGAAUAUGUAUGGUUUAGCCCCGGCCAAUUAUUCUAUGCAGGGUUCACCAGCCGGUCUAGCUCGUAUUGACGCCUUUCUCGGCAUCGAUUUGUACACAUCGGGAUUCACCGCCUCUCCAAUGGUUUUUGGGGCCUUUCCAUCACUUCACGCUGCGACGGCCACUCUGGAGGCGCUGUUCAUGAGCCACAUCUUUCCCUCAUACACUCCGCUGUGGGCGUUCUAUGCUGCUUGGCUGUGGUGGUCGACCAUGUACCUUUCACACCAUUACGCCGUGGAUUUGGUUGCUGGGAGCUUGAUGUCAGGUGUUAUCUUUUACUUCGCCAAGGCUAAGUUCCUGCCGAGACUGCAGCCUGAUAAGAGAUACCGAUGGGAUUACGAUUACGUCGAGAUUGGCGAGAUCCAGAGCGACUAUAGCUAUGGCAUUGCAGGCGUUGACGGCAGCAGCCCUGACAGCGACGAAUGGACCAUCGGCUCCUCGUCUUCGAUUUCUUCCGGCUCGUUGAGCCCGACGGAGGAGAGCCCCAAGCUUUGGACAGACGCAUACUCGAAUUACGAAAGAUGA